Messenger RNA from Syzygium oleosum, 2471 nucleotides. RefSeq names its product vacuolar-sorting receptor 1-like. The record is from RefSeq and is a predicted model, not a curated record. The coding region runs from base 226 to 2109 and encodes 627 amino acids. Gene Ontology annotation, molecular function: calcium ion binding. Lineage: Eukaryota; Viridiplantae; Streptophyta; Magnoliopsida; Myrtales; Myrtaceae. The transcript is spliced from 12 exons.
UCUACCACUACUGCGGCGAUUCGUUAGAGCACGUCUCCUUCUUCUACAUCUCACGCUCUUCUACGUCUCCUUCCUUCUGCGCUCGACACAGGAGAAGACUUCACGCGGCGAAAAGCUCUUGAUUCGAAGCUAAAGCGAUUCUUUGCUGUCGCGCUCUCCUCGGCCGCUUCCGGAUUCGAUCGAUCGGAGGAGACGGCGGCGGCGGCGGCGGGGCUGCGGGGCAGGAUGGGGGAGGGGAAGCUAGGGCUGGUGCUGGCCGUGUGGCUGCUGCUGUGGGGCGCCUGCGCGGGGAGGUUCGUGGUGCAGAAGAACAGCCUGAAGGUGACCAGCCCCAGCUCGAUGAAGGGCGCGUACGAGUGCGCCAUCGGGAACUUCGGCGUCCCGCAGUACGGGGGCACGCUCGUCGGCACCGUGGUCUACCCGCGGGCCAACCAGAAGGCGUGCAAGGGCUUCGAGGGGUUCGACGUCAGCUUCAGGCAGAAGCCCGGCGGGUUGCCGGUCUUCGUCCUCGCCGAUCGCGGAGAUUGCUACUUCACGCUGAAGGCGUGGAAUGCCCAGAAUGGUGGAGCCGCUGCCAUUCUUGUUUCAGAUGAUAGAGUAGAACCGUUGAUCACCAUGGACGUUCCCGAAGAAGAGAAAGCUGAUGCUGAUUAUGUUGAGAAAAUCACUAUUCCAUCGGCCCUUAUUAGCAAAAACUUGGGUGAUAGCAUAAAGAAAGCUUUGUCUGAUAAUAAUAUGGUUAACAUCAAUCUGGAUUGGACUGAGGCUCUUCCUCAUCCUGAUGAGCGGGUCGAGUAUGAAUUCUGGACAAAUAGCAACGAUGAGUGCGGGCCAAAAUGCGACAGUCAGAUUGACUUUGUUAAGAACUUUAAAGGAGCAGCGCAAAUUCUUGAGCAGAAAGGGUAUACUCAGUUCGCCCCUCAUUAUAUAACUUGGUACUGCCCAGAAGCCUUUAUUUUGAGCAAACAGUGCAAGUCACAGUGCAUCAAUCGUGGGAGAUACUGUGCUCCCGAUCCGGAGCAAGAUUUUAGCGUUGGAUAUGAUGGAAAGGAUGUUGUAGUUCAGAAUUUGCGUCAAGCUUGUUUCUUCAAAGUGGCAAACGAAAGUGGAAAGCCAUGGCUUUGGUGGGACUACGUGGCUGACUUUGCAAUCCGCUGCCCAAUGAAAGAGAAAAAGUACACAAAGGAAUGUGCAGAUCAAGUAAUAAAGUCUCUUGGUGUUGAUCUCAAGAAGAUAGAUGAAUGCAUAGGCGACCCUGAUGCUGACGUGGACAAUCCAGUUCUUAAAGCUGAACAAGAAGCACAGAUCGGCAAGGGUGCUCGUGGAGAUGUAACUAUUUUGCCGACUCUUGUCAUAAAUAAUGGACAGUAUAGAGGUAAGUUAGACAGAACAGCAGUCCUGAAGGCCAUCUGCUCUGGUUUCCAGGAGACCACUGAACCGGCUAUUUGUCUUAGUCAAGAAAUUGAGACAAACGAGUGUUUGGAGAACAACGGUGGCUGCUGGCAGGACAAGGCCACUAAUAUUUCUGCAUGCAAGGAUACAUUCCGGGGAAGAGUAUGUGAAUGCCCUAUAGUGCAAGGUGUGAAGUUUGUUGGUGAUGGUUAUACUCACUGUGAAGCUUCUGGAGCGUUGCGCUGUGAAAUCAACAACGGGGGAUGCUGGAAGGAUACGCAAUAUGGCAGGACGUAUUCUGCUUGCAUUGACGAUCACACAAAAGGCUGCAAAUGUCCUCCUGGAUUUCGGGGAGAUGGAGUCCACUCUUGUGAGGAUGUGGACGAGUGCAAAGAUAAAGUGGCAUGCCAGUGCCCGGAAUGUAAAUGCAAGAACGUCUGGGGUAGCUAUGAGUGCAGCUGCAGUGGUGGUUUAUUAUACAUGCAAGAACAUGACACGUGUAUCGGUAAGAACACUCGUACCGAGUAUAGCUGGGGCUUCUUCUGGACUAUUGUUUUGGGUUUGGCUGCUGCCGGAGUUGCGGGAUAUGCUGUUUACAAGUACAGAAUCAGGAGAUACAUGGAUUCUGAGAUAAGGGCGAUCAUGGCUCAGUACAUGCCCCUGGAUAAUCAGGGCGAGAUACCUAGUCAUACUUAUGCCUCCCGCGGGAACAUCUGAAACUACGAAGUCUCUCGUCGCCUAAUUCCAUACCCUCCCCAUGUCAAAUUGACUGCUAGUGGUCUUGCAGUCCGAUUGACCCUGUGCUUGUAGAUCAGCAGUGUCGCAGGCGACGAGGCUGCUUUUCGGUCAGCAUAUAACGGUUUAAUUAGAAGACAGUUUCAGUUUUGGUCCUAUUAAUGUAAAUGUCUAACCGUUAUCUGGCUUUACACAGAUUCAAGCGAUACGACAAAUCAUCCUAGUCUAACUAGCAAAAUAAUGGUCUCGCUUGUGAUAUGUCGAUCCUGUACUUUCUCUCAUUGGGUUUCCCGGGAGCGUGAUUCUUUUCAACUUCUGUCCAUCUUUGUUGUGGUAGGCUUUAA